AUGGUCCAUGGGCUGCAGGCCGAGAUCGAGCGGCUGCGAAAAGAGAACUUCCGGCUCAAGGAAAAGCCAUCUAGCCAGGGCUCCACAGCGCAGGUCGAGAUGGUACACAACGAACCACAACGACAUACACAGGCUCUUUCAACGGCUGAGCUCACCGAGGACUUGCUGAAGUCGUUAGCUUCUAACGGCGCCAUCGGCGUGGCCAUUGUGACGUGCAAGCGGCCGAAAUACCUUUCGAGGACGAUGGACUCCGUGCUCCGCGCGCAGCGUGACCCGGCAAAGUUCCCUUUGGUCAUCUCGCAGGAUGCCAAUGAUGCGGCCAUGCAAGAGUUGGUGCAGCGAAGCUUCGUGAAGACGGGCCAGGCAUAUCAUAUGCAUCAUGAGCACGACCCCAAUGCUCCAGCGAUUGCCACAAAGUACGGUGGCAAAAAGGCCAUCGGCUAUGUACGCAUCGCUCAACAUUUUGGUUUCGUUAUGCGGAGGAUGUUCGACGAGUUUGGUUUCGAGGCG
Molecule: messenger RNA, 510 nt
Organism: Symbiodinium sp. CCMP2456
Lineage: Eukaryota; Dinophyceae; Suessiales; Symbiodiniaceae
Source: the annotation of a GenBank genome assembly